AUGCCGAAAACAAAUCACUCAACAUUAAAUUAUUCUCAUACGUUGGAAUACGACGAUGCGAAUGAUGAUAAUAAUGAUGAAGACGAAGACAUUAGUGAUAAUGAAUAUAACAACGAGAGUACCAACAGAAUAGAUCAACAUCUACCUAGUUUAACUCAAAUUUUUAUUGUUUCACGUUUAAUUGGAAAACGUAUAUUUCAUCUUAGUCGAACAGGUACAAAAAAAUUUUACAACAAAAUACGACAGUAUCAGGAAUUAUCUCAAAUUGAUAAACCUGAUGAUAUUAAUUAUGGAUCUCGAAUGGGUAAAUCAGCUGAAAUUCUUUGUAAAUUUGCAGCAAUUGCUGAAUUAAUCAAGAUAACAAUUGAAAUUUUAAAAAUUCUUCGUGAUCAAAAUCAUCUUCAUCAUAAUGAUACUAGUCUUACUUUUAUUCGAAAUGCAACAUAUAUAAUUGAAAAUAAAUAUCCAUCAACAAAUACGGUUUUGGAAAUUACAUCACCUAGUUGUCGUUUGGCUGGUCAGCUUUUAUGUAGUCAUUUACUUAAAAUGUUAUUUGCAUUUUAUAAUGUUAAUCCUGUUCUUUCUAAUGAAGAAAUAAAUAUGAAUCCAACAACAUCAAUUCAAUCAACAAUCAACAACAUUCGACAACGUAUUAUCGAAAUGCCACAAUUAAUUUUUCAUAAAAGAGAUUUAACAGGACCAAUGGGAUUAUUACGACAUUUUCCAACAGAUUUGGUUAAUUCAGCUCUCACUGAACUUGCAAAUUAUGAAUUAAUACGACAAGGACCAUUCAUAACCACUGCGCGACGUGCUACCAUAUUUAUUGGAUCUUAUCCAUCAGAUACCGUUUUAACUAAUUCACUAAAACGAAAUAUGAUUGAUCAAAUAUUGAAUGAUAUAAAUAUUGAUUUAACAAUUUAUAUGCAAUUAUUAGCCAACAGUACUAUUAAAGACAAACAAAUAAUAACAGUUACUGCCAAACAACUUUUAAUGCUACCAGAACACAAAUCUUUAUAUGACAAAUUAAAACAAAAGUAUCCCGAACGUCAUUUCGAAAAUAAUAUAACAAUAAAUUCUAAUGACAAUUUAAAUAAUCCUGAUAAUCAUUUCGUAAAUAAUCCAAUUGGAACUGAUCAAUCAACAAACAAUCAACAAAUACUACCAAUAUCACCGGAAGAAACUUCAAAUCAUCAAAUUCUUUAUCAAUCUUCCAAUUUAUUCAAUCAAUUACCCAUACAAUCACAAACCAUAUUUCAAAAUGAUCAAGAUAGCCAUGACAUAUCAACUUCUGACAACGCCGAUGAAAUAUCAAUCGUAUUUCAACAUUCACAAGAAAAUACGAUUAUUGAACAAAUUGAUACAUUUCCUAGUUUGCUUAACACACUUCAUCAUAAACAAGAAUUCAUAUCCAUUCCACUAUCGACACAUCAUUUUAAUACAAAUACAUCUUCUAUUUCUGAUGAAACAUUUUCUAAUACGCAACAAAACGAUAUGAUUGAAAGAUCAAACGAACAGUCAUUGAAUUCUAAUGAAAAUUUAAACGACAAUAAUCAAAUAACGAUUGAUAAUGACCAAAACAAUAUUAAUCCAAUAUAUUCACGAGAAAUUCAUAAUCUUACAUCAGACGUGGAAGUACAAAAUAUAACAUCUCCAAUUACCAAUAUUUUAUUACCAACAUCAUUGAUGCUAGAUAUUGUUGAUCAAAUAAUAUCUAAUAAUUCUAAUGAAAGUACUUCUAUAACAUCUACUCAACCUCAAACUAUUCACAUAACCGGUAUGAAUACAGUUUGUUUUUCUAAAACGAAUACAUCCUCACUAAAAAUUAUUUUUCACUAUCUUUCUGUUAUUUUAAAUAUGAUAUUAAAAGAACAACAUUUUAAAUCACUCUUCCCAUUUAGAUAUCAAUAA
Molecule: messenger RNA, 1908 nt
Organism: Rotaria socialis
Lineage: Eukaryota; Metazoa; Rotifera; Eurotatoria; Philodinida; Philodinidae
Source: the annotation of a GenBank genome assembly